This is a messenger RNA of Plutella xylostella (diamondback moth), 5650 nucleotides long. RefSeq lists its product as uncharacterized. Gene Ontology annotation, biological process: regulation of transcription by RNA polymerase II. The record is from RefSeq and is a predicted model, not a curated record. Gene Ontology annotation, molecular function: DNA-binding transcription factor activity, RNA polymerase II-specific; RNA polymerase II cis-regulatory region sequence-specific DNA binding. Lineage: Eukaryota; Metazoa; Arthropoda; Insecta; Lepidoptera; Plutellidae.
AACCCCAUUUGCCCCUUCGCUCCACCUCACCGCACAGCUGAUCAAAUGUCAAGAAAAUGGAGUUUUGUUACGCAUUUAUUAAAUCUGAUAAGAAAAAGCUACAAUAUGAAACAGAAUAAUAGUUUUUUUAUAACCUGCCGGGGUUAGAAUGGACAGCACGACUCCCUUUCAACCCUGGGCUGCAAACGAAGGUGCGAAAAAAGACAGGGAACUAGUGGAUGACGCGAAACAUCACAGGGAAAAUGACAAUCAUCCAAAACAUACGCAAACUGCGUCUUACGAUAAAGAAUCAGCCGUCGCCGCGAGCAUCGUCCCCGGGCCCUCGAGCGGCGCGGGCCCCGACGACCCCGCGCGGCCGCGGGAGCCCAACAUGGACUCGGCCAAGAUCGCCUCCAUGCAACAAAUAGUCGAGAACACACUCAGCCCUGAAGGCCGGCAACGAGUAUCCCAGAUACUGGAGGCUGUAGAAGCACUAAGCGGAACAGAAAGACUGCUGUUGUACCUGAGAUUACCCACGGGAGUGCCUCCGCAUGACCCACUCAAACAGCCCAUCAACCCACUAGGAUCAAGAGCUGAGCUCCAACAGACUGUGACAUGGAUCCAGACCCAUCUCGAAGUGGACCCGGACGUGUCGCUGCCCAAGCAAGAUGUCUAUGAUGAAUACAUUGCGCACUGCAUGAGCAGCAACAUGAAGCCGCUGUCCACGGCGGACUUCGGCAAGGUGAUGAAGCAGGUGUACCCCACCGUGCGCCCGCGCCGCCUCGGCACCCGGGGGAACUCCAGGUAUUGCUAUGCGGGGCUGAGGAAAAAGAUCAAACUAGAGGUGCCACAAUUACCCGACCUGGGUGAAUCAUCAAAGGAGUCAUCGACCACUUCAAGAGAAACGGAGCGCGUCGUUUGCGAGUGGGCGGAGUCCAAACUAGGUAUAAAGUUCGGCAGUCUGUCGGAGUUGUCACGACACCUGCUGUCGGCCAGCCUCGCUCGCGCGUCGCCGCCGCCGCCGCUCGCCGCGCUCUCGCAGCCACCGCCACUAGCAGUGCCAAGUGAAGACCCAGCGAGUCGGCAGUUGAUGAAACAGCUGAAGCGAAAAAUUCAGACGCACGGGCAGCCGGGGCGGCCCAAGAAGCAGAAGCCGGCGGAGGGCGAGGGCGAGGCGCCGUCCACGUCGUACGGCGUGAAGCACGAGGCCGCGCCCGAGCCGCCCUACGACUUCGAGCCCUACGAGCCGCGCGCCUGGCCGCCCUACCCGCCCUACCCGCCCGCGCCGCCCUACGAGCCGCGCGACCUGUCGCUGCCGCCGCGCGACCCGCUGCCCAUCAACCUGUCGGCCGACGCGUCGCUGGACCUGUCGCCCCGCGCCUGGCGCCGCGCGCUGCCCGGCAAGAAGCUCAUCCUCGAGACCUAUCAGAGCGAGCAGCAGCCCUACCUGCCCAAGAAGAUGCGCGCCGCCGAGUCGCUGUCCCGCGCCGAGCCGCCGCCCCCCGCGCCCGCGCCGCCCCCGCCGCCGCCCCACGACCAACAACAGGACCAACCUUUUUUAGAGGAUCCAAAAAACGCAUGUGACCGGGUAGGCCGCGGCGGGGCGGGCCUGGCCCGGUGUGACGGCGCCACCAUCUGCCGCCGGCGCCACAACGAGCUGCUGGCGCGCGAGCGCGUGCUGUCCAUCAGCGGGCUCGACAAGCACGCGCUGGACGACUACCUGCCCCCCGCGCCCCCCGCCCCCGCCCCCGCCGGCCCCGCCCCCGACCCGCUCGACCACGACGAGGAGCUGCUGCAGUACUUCCCGCGCCCCGCGCCCGCCGACGACACCACCGACCCUUUUUUAGACCGCGGCCUGGACCCGCACGACGACCAUAGCCAGGGCAAGAGCGAGAAGAUCUGCCAGCUGCGCGAGCUGCUCGCGCGCAACCUCAAGCAGCCCGACGGACGCUUCCCGCCCGAGCCCGCGCCCCCCGCGCCCCCGCCGCCGCCCCCGCCCGCGCUCAGCAACGGACACGCGCCGCCGCCGCUCGCGCUGCCCGAGAGCAACGGCUACCCGGCGCCGGGCGCGGGCGGCGCGGGGGGCGCGGGGCAGCUCAACGGCUCGCACGUGCCGCAGAGCCCCACCACGCGCACGCAGCUCUACGACUUCGUGCCCAUCUCGGAGGGCAGCGAGUCCCCGCACGCCUUCCCCCGCGGCGCGUCCCCGCCGCCCGCGCUCAGCUCCGCCGCCAGCCCCUUCGUGUCCCCGCGCAACACGCCCGUGCCGCGCUCGCGCCUGUGCCCGCGGCCCAUCCCCAAGCUCAGCGCCCGCAAGCGCCGCGCGCCGCCGCCGCUGCAGGGCGAGGGCCGGCGCUUCGCCGUGCCCGCCGGCCGCUACUGCCAGCCCAUGUCCGCGCCGCCCUCGCCCAACAUCCUGCCCGCCUACUACAAGGCGCACGCCUUCCCGCCGCUGCCGCCGGCCGGGCCGCCCCUCGCGCCGCCGCAGUACCUCAACGGCGACGCGCCGCCGCUCUCCGCCGACCCGCUGUCCAGCGAGGUGAGCCAGUUCUUCCUGGAGGAGCCGGGCGGCUACCGCCCGCACGAGAACGGGUUCCGCUCGCAGUCCGUGCCGCUGCGGCGCGACGCGGGGGCGGCCCCGGCGCGCACGCCCGCCGGCUCCGUGCCGCCCACGCCCGUGCCCAACGAGUUCUGCGACUUCGGCUCGCUGGCGGACGCGUGCGACAUCUCGCGCGCCGGCCUCAACCCGGAGACGCUGCACAAGAUCUACGACGCCAUCGACAGCAGCGACGACGCGCUGUCGGCCUCGCUGCUGCAGGGCGGCGCGCUGGACGCGGCGUGCGAGCUGAGCGACGAGCUGUCGGCGCUGCUGCCCGAGCCCUACGCGGCGCUGGACCACGUGGACGAGUUCCUGAAGCGCGAGGCGGGCGCGUCGCGCUCCGUGCCCGCCACCCCGCUGCCCUCCCCGCGCCGCGCCCGCGCCCCGCCGCGCCCCUGCCCCCCGCACAACGGCUACUCCAAGUCCGUGCCGGGCACGCCGCAGCUGCAGGAGAAGAGCGUGUUCAGCUACAGCAACCGCGACUUCCUCAUCAACGGCAACUCGGUGGAGGCGGGGGGGUGCGGGGGCGGCGUGGGGAACGGGGGCGGGGGCGCGCUGGGGUCGCCACUGCACGACAUGCUGCUGGCGCCGCUCACGCCGCACGCCGACCUGCUGGCCGACCUGGACAAGAUGGAGGCCGCGCCCUACGUCGACCUGUAGCCGCCCCCCGCCCCGCGCCCCGCCGCACUCCCUGCACGUGAGUCAAUCACUAGCGCCUUUACUCAAUUUAUCUACAACCGUCAUUUCACAUUUUAAGCACUUAUUUUCUAGGGUUCGAAAUAUGAUAGAAAAACGGUUUUAUUGUUGUCCGCCUUUUAUCAUUAUUACACACGAACCUCGAGUGUGUGUAUCGGUAGCUACUAGAUAGGUGCAGGUACAUCAAACAAUCAUCAAAUAGGAAAUACGACAUCGAAGUUUUAUAUGUAUUUUAUAAGUAGAUGUGAUACACCCGUGUUUAUAGUUGUAACAACUAGUAAAUAUAUAUUCUAUUAGUUAUUUUAAUAUGGAAGAUGGACAUUGCAUGACGCAGUAUGAGUUACUGCCCGACCAAUGGCGUGCCAAGCGCGCUCCGUAGCGACUAGCAUCGGUUAUCUCGACGAAUUAACAAUUAACAUAGAGUAUAGUUUAUUAAAUGAAUUUAUCGUAAGUUAGCACAAAGAUUUAAUAUAUUUUAUAAUCACAUUGGAGUUAUACUGAUAUACUUAGUAAACUUUGGGCGCAUGUAAUGCGCAUUGAGUGUGUUUAAAUGAAUCCCGCCUAUAGUGGUUGCAUUGAGCUUAAACGAGUGACCAAAUGAUUACUAAUGACUUGUUGGAUACGUAGAACUAUUAACAUUAGUCGCACCUUCUAUAUUCAAUUCCAUAGCUGUGAAAUUGUGUCAAUGGAGCCUUACAAAAUAAUAUACGAGUAGAUAAAUCUAUAAAUUAUAUUCACUGACUAACUUUUACAUUUAUACCUACAGUUAUUCUAUUUGACCAAAACUAUGUUUUAGCGAGGCCUAAAUUGUAUUUGUUUGGUGAUGUUAGGUAUUUUGUUUUCAAUGCCUGGCGUGCACUCGAAAUAUUUUUUAAAUAUCUGCGAUGAUUAUAGGUACAUAAUGAAUUAAUGAACGACCAAAAAUAACGUUUGCGACGCACGCUAGGUGUUUAGUUAGCACUUUGUGAUGCCCUCAGCCUGUGCCUGAAUAGAGAAUAUUAUUGACAUUCUGACAGAAUGCCUGUAGUUGAUUUACUAAAACGCUAGUACAAAGGUAAACUGAGACAACAGGGAAGUAAAUGUAAGCAACAGAAGACUGUUUUAAAGUAUGUAGUUAUUUUGAUCAAUAAUAUAUUUGGCAGAUUUCUUCUGUUUUGUUCAGUCAUACCUACAUUAAGGAAAAGGCACGAAGCCACCACUACUGUACCUACGACUAAACACAUACCUAGUAUACAUACAACAAACAGUACGAUAGGAAAAAUACUAUAGUGUUUAACAAUCUAAAUUGAUUUAAAACAUGUUUGUAGUAUACACCUUCUUUGCUUUCUUCGUCAAAGAUUCUUACUAACUAAUGUUCUACCAUUUUUGGUGGUAAAUAAGUACCUUAAUGAUAAGGCGUUGGUGAGAUAGGUGGAUGAGGAAGGGAACAUGUAUACGAUGGCAGCCUUCGAUGAUGAGAUCAUUGAAAAUCAUUGUAUAUUAAUUCCAAUUUUGAAUGGUAUCUAAUUGUUUACCAAAAUUGUAUAGUACCUAAUUAUUUUGUAAGUGUACAUUUUUGUAGUUACGUUUAGUGUAAUGAUUGUUUUCACGAGACGAUUAUCUGUAAAUUGCCUAGAAAACAUUUGUGGCAAGCCAUCAAUACGGUGGUGGGUCGUUUUGUGAGAUGUAAGGUUAUAAUUGUAACACAUCCAAACCACAAUGGCGCAGCGUUUCUUCAAAUUGAAGUGUUAGCUUUUUUUUAUGAAGGCCAUUUAAACUUAGAGCCUCGUAACGCUAGCCUAUGCCUAUGUUGUACUUUCCUUUACAUUGAAAGGACAUGUUAUUUAGGAGACAUACUCUGACUACAAUGCAAGAAUGCACAUAGAAACCUGACCCCUGUUAGAGUGACAUUGCUACUGAGAGGGGGUCAGGUUUCUUAGCAGCCCAUUACAAUAAAAUGUUGUUUAAUUUAAUGGGUGUUAAUGUUCGUAAUCUUCAAUCACUUGGAACACACAUUCGACCGAAGCUUGUAACACAGAGUAUGCCUCCAACGAAUAGAGGAGCAUGAGAGACCUCAAUAAGAGCCAGUUAUUAAUAUUAUGUUCUAUAAUUAAUGUAUAUUUCAUGUAACAUGUUAUCUUCAUAUCUGUGGCUGUUAUGUGCGUUUAUAAUCGUAGUAGUAUAAUGUGCGUUGUUGAAUGGAAGCCGUCGAUGACCGUCCUGUUGGCUAGAGGGUAGGCAGAUUAACAUGUUGUGGUUAAUUGUAAUAAUAGUUAAACAUUUGCUUUGAACGAAGGCAAUCAACUUAAUCAAUAAUAACAAUUUGUAAUGAAGAAUAAUUAAUGCAGAACCUGGUCAAUUUGAUUUGAACUGUAUUUUUUCCGUGUCUGUCUUCUG